UCUUCUUUGAGCCCUUCUAUAUAGAUUCCAAGCUUUCUCUACCAAACCAUUCCAUUCCUUUCCUUUCCCACUGCCCUUUGGUCAGAAUGCAUUAUCCUAUUUUCAUGGCGGUGUUGGGGACUCUCUCCUUCUUAUAUUGCCUCUAAAGGUCUCACCUUUAUCUCUAUCCUCCCUCUCUUUCUCUCUAUAGGCCUCAGAGGAGACUCCGGGAGAUGGGUGGAGUUCUUCUCCAGCUCCUGCGCUUCUGCUUCUGGGCACUUCUAUGGCUUACCAGUUCUGUGGCGGUGUAUCCCACGGGAGCUCCUCCUCCUCCUCCUGUUGGGACCAGCGAGGGGGCCGCCGUCAUCGAUGGGACGACGCCCAUUGCGGUCACCGACGAUGAUUUCAUUUGCGCUACGCUGGAUUGGUGGCCUCCAGAGAAGUGUGACUACGGGACUUGUAGCUGGGGCCUGGCAUCCAUGCUCAAUCUGAAUCUUUCCAACAAGAUUUUACUAAAUGCUGUCAAAGAAUUUUCUCCAUUGAAACUCCGUCUUGGGGGUUCCUUACAAGAUAUGGUCAUUUACGGCAUGGAUCCUCAUCAGCCAUGCACUCCCUUUGUUAAGAAUACUUCAGAGAUGUUUGGUUUUACGCAAGGCUGCCUACCUAUGCAUAGAUGGGAUGAGCUCAACAAUUUCUUCAAAAAAUCCAGGGCUGUAAUCAUUUUUGGGCUGAAUGCCCUUAAUGGAAGGGUCCCUCUGCCAGAUGGAUCUCUAGGAGGACCUUGGAACUCCACCAAUGCUGCAUCUUUUAUUCACCAUACUGUCAAUAAGGGUUAUGCUAUCCAUGGCUGGGAGCUUGGAAAUGAAUUAAGUGGAAGCGGAAUUGGAGCUAAAAUUGGAGCAGAUCAAUAUGCUGCAGAUGUGAUCUCCCUCAAGAAAAUUAUUGACAACAUCUACCACGGUUUCCCUGAUAAGCCGCUGGUACUCGCACCAGGGGGUUUCUUUGAUGCUGGCUGGUUUGGUGAGCUCAUCAACAAAACAAAGCCCCACUCAUUGGAUGUGAUCACCCACCACAUAUAUAAUCUUGGUCCAGGGGUUGAUGAACACUUGAUUGAUAAAAUUCUCGAUCCCUCAUAUCUCGAUGGUGAAGCGAGCACAUUCAGCAGUCUCCAAGGAAUUCUCCGAAGUGCGGGAACUUCAACCACCGCAUGGGUCGGGGAAGCUGGAGGAGCUUACAAUAGUGGCCACCAUCUUGUCACAGAUUCAUUUGUGUUCAGCUUCUGGUAUUUGGAUCAGCUUGGCAUGUCAUCAACAUAUGACACCAAGAGUUAUUGCAGACAAAGUUUGGUUGGUGGAAAUUAUGGCCUACUCAACACAACGACAUUCCAUCCGAAUCCUGAUUACUACAGUGCUCUCUUGUGGCAUCGACUCAUGGGAAGCAAAGUCCUGUCAACAAACUUCACAGGGACGAAAAAUAUACGGGCAUAUGCGCAUUGUGCAAGAGAAUCUCAAGGGAUCACACUUCUAUUAAUCAAUCUCAGCGGCAACACUACUACUGAAGUUUUCGUUACCACUGCAUCUGCCUUUGCUAUAGCUUCAAAGCAUUACAUUCCUAGGACAAGGUUCAACCAUGUACCUGGAUUUCAAAGAACCCUUGCUUUUAUGAGGGAAGAAUACCACUUAACAGCUGGUGAUGGGAAUUUACACAGCCAAACCAUGCUGCUGAAUGGCAACAUUCUGCAUGUAGAUUCAGAAGGGAAAAUUCCUACACUCAAACCAAUUGAAGUUGAUGCAUCACUACCAAUAACAGUUACCCCAUUUUCUAUUGUUUUUGCCCACAUUCCCUACUUUUAUGCUCCUGCUUGUAGGUAGCUUAUUGUUACAUUAUAUACUGAGAGGAUGGACUACUAAGUGGUCCAUCCAUUCUUAACAUAGCUAUAAGGCUAUGAGGUUUGUAAUUCAGUUUUGAAUACCUUCAAUCGAAUAAUAAAUGAAAGGAGAAAAAAAAGAAGAAGAGGAAAUGAUUUACAUAA
Messenger RNA from Elaeis guineensis (African oil palm), 2011 nucleotides. Its product is annotated as heparanase-like protein 3. Gene Ontology annotation, molecular function: beta-glucuronidase activity. The record is from RefSeq and is a predicted model, not a curated record. NCBI's taxonomy places the organism in Eukaryota, Viridiplantae, Streptophyta, Magnoliopsida, Arecales, Arecaceae. Gene Ontology annotation, cellular component: membrane; plant-type cell wall.